UCAUGCGGAAGUUGUAGUUCUCUGUCACUACUGUCACUUUCUAGCUUUAAGUCCUGCAGGUGAAGCAUCGGAGACGGUCCGUCCCUGAAACACAAAGUCCACAGAAAUGUCUUUGUCAUUCGAAGGAAGAGUGGUGCUUGUCACUGGCGCUGGAGGAGGUCUUGGCAAAGAAUAUGCACUGGCCUUUGCUUCAAGAGGAGCCUCUGUAGUUGUGAAUGACCUUGGGGUAGACACAAAAGGGGGUGGAAGAAGUUCUGCAGCUGCUGAUAAGGUGGUGGAGGAGAUAAGAGCAAAGGGGGGCAAAGCCGUGGCAAACUAUGAUUCUGUUGAAGAUGGAGAGAAGCUGAUCCAAAGUGCCCUCGAUGCCUUUGGAAGAAUUGAUGUUGUCGUUAACAAUGCUGGAAUACUUCGUGACCGUUCAUUUGCCAGAACCAGUGAUUUGGACUGGGACCUUAUUCAUAGAGUUCACUUAAGAGGGUCGUUCUUGGUAACGCGAGCUGCCUGGAACCACAUGAAAAAACAAAAUUUUGGCAGAAUCAUCAUGACUGCGUCAGCUGCGGGCAUUUAUGGAAACUUCGGCCAGGCCAACUACAGCGCUGCCAAGUUAGGCCUGCUGGGGCUGGCUAACACUUUGGCCAUCGAGGGACGCAAGUACAACAUCCAUUGCAACACAAUCGCUCCUGUGGCGGGGUCCCGCCUCACGGAGACCGUCAUGCCGCCAGACCUUGUGGCGUCUCUGAAGCCUGAGUACGUCGCCCCUCUGGUUCUCUGGCUCUGUCAUGAACAAUGCCAAGAAAAUGGAGGACUUUUCGAGGCUGGCGCAGGCUGGAUUGGUAAAUUACGCUGGGAGCGAACUGAGGGCCGGAUUGUGAGGCAGAGGAACAAACCGAUGACUCCUGAGGGGGUCCGGGACCAGUGGGACGCGAUCUGUGAUUUUGAAAAUGCCACCAAGCCAGCUAAUGUACAAGAGUCUCUGCAUUCAGUUGUGAGUGUGCUGUCUCAAGUGGAGUCAGAUGGAGAAGUUGGUGCAAAUCCAGCAGCAGCUGCCGCCUCCGGAGCAACAGGAUCAGGGUUUAAUCCUGCGGAAGCUAUCGGACAAAAACUGCCACCAUCCUCGUUCAGCUUCACCUCUAACCAGUGUAUCCUCUACGCGCUGGGAGUCGGCAUGUCCACCAAAGAUCCAGACAGCCUCAGGUUCCUGUACGAAGGGCAUCAAGACUUCAGCUGCCUCCCCACGUUCGGGGUCAUCCCCUCGCAGGCCGCCACGAUGGGCGGCGGCCUCAGCGCCGUCCCUGGACUCAGCAUAGACUUCACACAGGUUUUGCAUGGAGAGCAGUAUCUGGAGCUUUACAAACCUCUGCCUACUUCAGGUACCCUUACCUCUGAGACCACAGUGGCAGACAUCCUAGACAAAGGAUCCGGCGCCGUCAUCCUGCUGGACGUGAACACCUACAACGGCGACGAGCUCGUGUGCUACAACCAGUUCUCAGUGUUUGUGGUCGGAGCCGGACGCUUCGGAGGAAAGAGGAGCUCAGACAAAGCUAAAGCUCCUCUGCCUCCACCCGAGCGCGCACCAGAUGCCGUGGUGAUUGAAUCAACCACAGGAGACCAAGCCGCCUUGUACCGUCUGAGCGGAGACUGGAACCCGCUGCACAUAGACCCCGGCUUCGCCGCCAUGGGAGGCUUCCGGGCUCCCAUCCUGCACGGCUUGUGUUCGUUCGGCUUCGCGGCGAGACACGUCCUCAGGCGCUUCGCCGACAACGACCCGGCGAAGUUCAAGGCCAUAAAGGUCCGCUUUGCGAAGCCCGUGUUUCCGGGUCAGUCGCUGCAAACCGAGAUGUGGAAGGAGGGCAGCCGGAUCCACAUCCAGUGUAAAGUGAAGGAGACGGGUGACGUCGCUCUGGCUGGGGGCUACGUGGAUUUGCACGGCGCAUCAGAAGCGUCUCCUGAAAUUCUCCCUCAGGGAGGAGGCCUGCAGAGCGACCUGGUGUUCGCAGAGAUCGGCCGGCGCGUUAAAGAUCUGGGCUCAGAGCUGGUCAAGAAGGUGAACGCCGUGUUCGGCUGGGAGAUCACCAAGGACGGCGAGAAAGCUGCAGAGUGGACCAUUGAUCUGAAGAACGGCAGCGGCUCUGUGCGCGGCGGGCCGCCCGGCGGGAAGGUCGACGUGACCUUCACUCUGUCAGACGAGGACUUCAUGGAGGUGGUGACGGGGAAGCUUCAGCCUCAGAAGGCGUUCUUCUCCGGCAAGCUGAAGAUGAGAGGGAACAUCAUGCUGAGUCAGAAGCUGGAGGUCAUCCUGAAAGACUACGCCAAGCUGUGAGCGCCCACCAACCAAUCAGAAGGCUUCAGGAACCCGACCACAUCGACUCCCUCCUACUUUGUGUUUGGUGACCAUUUCUUGGCUCUCUAGGGAAAUUCAUUUAGAAAAAAUCAUCCACUGAGACAUUUCAGGAUUUAAUUGAUCUCCAUUGAAUUCAUUUAAGGACUCCUAAACGGCCUAAUCCAAGCAUCAGGUGGGGAAAUGUUUAGGUUCACUCACAUCUCUAGCUGCUCAAGUCCCUUCAGCAUAUUCAAUUCACCACAUUUCUCAUGAGUCGUGAACUUUUAUUCACAUUUUAAUAACGCACAAGAUGAAUUUAUUAACGUUUCAGUUAAACUGAAAUAAUCAAAAUCUAGAGCAGCUUUUAUGAUCUAUAUUCUCGUUUCAUGACUAAUUUACUAAAGUCAGAGGCAGUUUGAUGUAUCUGAUACUCUAAUCAGCUCAGAGUUUUAUACUAAUGUAAACUUUUGCUUAAUUUCAACUUUAUUUGUGCAAUUUAAUGCAAUGUAACAGUUCCUCCUGUAAAAUAAAUGGUGACUCUAAUUAAAGCCUUAAUGUAUUAUCUCGCAUUGCUCUUCUGCUAAUUUAUAUAACACCUUUUAAGAAGCCUGAUCUGAAGACUUCAGACACAAACGGAGCAGAAAUCGAUCCAAAAAAGUUCUAAACUCCAGUUUCAUCCUAGUAGAAACACGAUGGAGUGAAGUUUGAUCACUGGCUGUGCAGUAAACUCACUUGAGCAAGCAUGUGGCGACUAUGGGAAGGAAAAUGAACCAGUGUCUUAAUCGGUCCGUCACGGCAUCAAAUUUUGAGAUCCAAAAAUCUCUGGCAGCAGUAGCUCUUCGUAAUUCUAGCAAGUAGAAAUUUAAGCUGUUGAUGUAAUAAAUUGAUUUUGCAUGACAUAAUGAUACUACAAUUACCACUGACGUUGUUUUUAUCUAUUUUUUUAUGUACUUUCAUUCCCAUUUUACAAAAUCUUCAACGUUCCCCAGACGGAAACACAUCCAUCUGCUUUCCAGCAAAAGUUUAGUUUUAAUUUAAAACUUAAAAGCAGAAAUAAAAUUGGGUUCUUUAGAAAUUUUAAAAAUAAAUCUGAACUAGAUAUUUAUCAGAGAUGAUUUAUAUAUUUGAAAGGUCCUGUAACAAAUCUUAUUUAGCUGGACUGAAGGCAGACAUGGCUGCUGGGACUGUAAAGGUUUCUGAAUCCUCUGCAGCGAAACAUUUAUUACUGAUACUAAUAAUAACAUUCAGUAAGUUAUUGGCAGCAGCAGCAGCUCAGCCGACGGGCUUCAGGAAGUUUUCACAGCUAAACAGAAACUUUGGAUGAGAUAUAAUAUAUAACAAAGGAAAUGAAAGGGAGAAAAUAAAGCAAUAACAGUUACCUGGAGAGUAGUAGGAAAAAGUAUCAGUUUGCCUUCCAGCAGCCCAAACCUGCAGCAAUAGAUUAUCCUGAGUUUCUCCAACUAUGCGUUUUGUCAAAAUGGAAAGUUUUAAGUCCUAAAAGUAGAGCUUUCUCGUUCAGAGUGGAAGUUUGGGCGAUUAUUUUGGUUUGUAAGUAAAGCUAAAGUAAUUACCACACAAGAAUGGCUGCACUUAGUGCUGCAACUAUUCUGAUUAAUCGGAUAAAAAUAUCACGUUACAGAUUUUUCAUUUCACCUCUUAAGCUUCAAUUAUACAGAUGCAAAAAAUAAAAAAUAAAUUUUAUUGCCUAAAACGCCAUAACAUUCCUUCAAUGAAUUUGAAGCGGGGAAAUAUGAAAGAUUUACAGAUGUUUUUAUCUUAAAUGCAGAUUGUAUAUAUAUAUUGUACUGUUUUGACUUUUCUACUGCUCAGAAUGUUUUUUUUCAGUAAAUGGCCUCUUUUUGAGCCUUUAUACUCCAUUUAACGAUUCAUUGACUAUUAAAUCACUUAAUAUUUGAUUAAUCAAUUAGUCCGAUUAAUAGCUUCAGCCCGAGCUGCACCUCGAAUGUUAAAUUUCAACUCAACAUUCUUCUAUUAAAUCUUUUACUUCACAGAGGAGUGUCUAUCAAUUCCUCCACUGCUUUUGGCUGAUAAUGUUCAGGAAAGAAUGGAUGGUUUGUUGCCAAGGUAACGUCACCAUGAGCAACAUGCCUCAAAGUGGCCAUUUUCUAUUGGGCGUAUAAGGUAGUUUGUUACCAUGGAGAUGCAGGCUGGUGGAGAAUCGUUGCUGUCCUUGAAGAAAACUCGAAUAUCUUGCCGUAUUUUUAAUCCACCAGACCAAAAAAAAUAAAUAAAUAAAGUUCUUGAUUUGUCUUCAAAUAUGUACUGAACCCAGUUGCAUUAACAAAGUGACCAAAAGUGCUAAGAACACCAUGUUUCUCUUUAAUUAAGUAGAAAAGUGACAUAAAUGGAGUCAACUUAUAGCUAUGCUCAACAAAUGAGCCACAAAAAGAAACUGUCGAUAUAAAGUUUCAAAGCUACAGAGACAUUUUAAGGCGGCGUUUCCAUAGAUACAUGAAGAGCAUUACGCUGGAUGAGAAGAGGUCUAAAUGUUAAUGUGACUCAGCCAUUUACUAAUAAAUUAAAGCUGAUCAGAUGUGUCAGUUUGCAUGAAGCCACUCCUUAUAUGGUCACAAAUUAUUACUCUGAAUCCUUUCCUGCUAAAAUUGCUUCAUUUCUACUUAAUAAAAAAAAACAAAAAUAUAUAUAUAUAUAUAUAUAUAAAGACAACUUUCUUUUCUGGUUUCACAUUUUUCCUUUAUUACAUCAGUAGAGUUCCGUAUAUAAUUCAAUGAUUUACAUUAGAAAAUUAGACUUAUGUAAUCAAGUUCACAUUUGGAAGAUUAAAAGAGGAGAGAAGAAACAAAUCAAUUCAAUUCCAUUCGGGCCAGAGACGUUUGUUUGAUCGUCUUUGUGCAGCAGCUGCAACCUGAAACAAAACACUGUUAAACUGCAGGACUUUAAAGAAAUGAACAAUGAUUUGUUGUUUUUUUUAAAAAAAAAAUCUGUUUAUUGUCCAGUUUCUGUAAAAAUACACUCAGCUGGCUACAAUAAAAUUGACCGUUCUCUCCAAGCUGCUGCAGAACAUUUUCCAAACAUGCAGAUUUGCAGAGAACAAAAAAAAAAAAGGAAGGAAAAUACGAGUUGAAUUUGCAGUUUGAUCAGCUUAUACUCCUAAACAUGAACAUAUUUCAUAAAUAUACCCGUCUAUACAGAAUAAUCUUCAUAAAGUGGCUUUUAUCAUCACCCACCGUUUGUCUACGACUAGUAGAGAUUAAAAUAAACUUGUGUAUCUAUAUAUGUACAGAACUGCAUGAAACGCCUUUCAUCUAAGUGUUUUCCUAAGAUCAGGUAUAUCUGAUACAAGUUUUAAGGGUUUUAAUCACAAUAAUAUCAAGAUAUCACUAGAGCUGCACUGAUCAGUUGGGCAAAAGCUGCAGGAAUUCGAUAAAUGCAUCAAAACUAGAAACUCCCACUCUUUCUCAGUCUAUAAACGUCAGCAUGAACUCUGAUGGACUUUUCUGUG
Messenger RNA from Gambusia affinis (western mosquitofish), 5804 nucleotides. It is a transcript of the gene hsd17b4, whose product is annotated as hydroxysteroid (17-beta) dehydrogenase 4. The record is from RefSeq and is a predicted model, not a curated record. Gene Ontology annotation, molecular function: oxidoreductase activity. The coding region runs from base 107 to 2320 and encodes 737 amino acids. Lineage: Eukaryota; Metazoa; Chordata; Actinopteri; Cyprinodontiformes; Poeciliidae. The transcript has 25 exons.